Molecule: messenger RNA, 6507 nt
Organism: Sinocyclocheilus rhinocerous
Lineage: Eukaryota; Metazoa; Chordata; Actinopteri; Cypriniformes; Cyprinidae
Gene: evplb
Product: envoplakin b
Exons: 22
Coding region: 214-6249 (2011 amino acids)
Biological process (GO): wound healing; intermediate filament cytoskeleton organization
Cellular component (GO): cytoskeleton; membrane; intermediate filament
Molecular function (GO): structural molecule activity; cadherin binding
Source: RefSeq, a predicted model, not a curated record
GUUUUUCAGAGGACGGUGAGAGUGCAGAAGAGGAAGAGUUUGCUGGAGGAAUUCAGAGGGCAGGAACAGGUACGUCCAGUCUGAACCGCCUGAAUGUGACACACCUGUUUCAGUGGGCGGAGCCACUGCAGGUGACAGACAACCAUAACACAAGACAGACAGGACCUCCACAGCCCAUAGACGCAGAGACGGAUCGCAGACGCAGCACGCGGGAUGUUUAAGAAGAAGGAAUACAGUCCUGUCAAGGCCGGGCAGUCGCAGGCCAAUGACAUGCUGGCUGUGACCACACGCCUGCAGCAGAACGCCGACCAAGUGGAGAAGAACGUCCUGCUGGCCGAUAAACUGCUGCUGGAGGAUCUGGAGAACAAGCGUGCAGGCUCUCCUCUCAAACAGCAGGGUCCGGCCGCAGAGAACCUGUCUCAGGCCGAGAUCUUACUGAAGGACCUCUUCAUGGAUGCCAGCAAAGCCAAAAAACUGCAGCACCCACAGGCCAGCGAGAUCGAGCUGGACGUGAGUAACCUGCACGAGCGCUGGUCCAAAUACUGCAGCACCUACAGAGAUCUGUACGGCCAGCUGCACGAGCUCUACCUGCCUCCCGGCGUCGACUGGAGCAAACUGCUGUCUGACAAACAGAAGCUGAUUCAGGGAGAUGUUUACGGUCCGACUCUGUCUGAUGUGGAGAAACAGAUCGCAGCCCAUAACAUCCUGCAUAAACAGAUGGAGGCGUAUCGCUCGGCCCUGGAGAGCAGUGGCGAUAACUCAUCCGCUCUUCAGAAGCAGUAUGCAGAUCUACUGGAGGCGAGUGAGCAGCGCCGGCAGCAUCUGGCGUCUCUCUAUGAGUUCAUGCACAGCUGCAGUAAAGAGCUGCUCUAUCUGAGUGAACAGCAGCACAAGAUCAUCAGCAGAGACUGGAGCGAGCGCAUGAUCGACAGCGCCGGGGUGCGCAUGGACUACGAGAGAUUUAAGAACAACGGUCUGCUGUCACACGAGAGGGAAGUGAGCAAACUACAGGAGGACGCCAGUGUGCUCAUUGAGGACAAACACCCCGGAUCAUCUGCUGUUAAGUCGUACAGCGCAGACGUGUCGAGAGAGUGGCAGCGAUUCCUGAAUCUGUGUCUGUGUCAGGACACACACCUGGACAACGUGGAGGCAUACAAGAAAUAUCAGCUGGAUUUGGAGACGUUCACUGAGUCGCUGAAGAGAAUCAAAUCCGCGACCGAACCGUCAGUGCUGAACAACAUGAGCAACCCUGAGAUCCUGCUGACGCUGGAGGGCGAGGAGAGGUCCGUCAUGAGGAACGAGCAGCGUCUGGCGGAUCUGAGAGAGCUUUGCACCAACAUCGCCCCUCUACACCUGCGCCGGAGCACCACAGACAAACCCAUCAGCACCAUCGCCCUGUGUGACUGGAGCACUGAGAAGGACUCUGUGAAAAGAGGCGACAAGGUCAUGCUGGUCUCUGAUCCCAGAGAGGAGAUCUGGGAGGUGAAAUCCAGCACGGGAGAGACCAAGCUCAUCCCAGGAGUCUGCUUCCUCAUCCCUCCGCCCGAUUCAGCCGCCAUCAACAAGGUGGACAGUCUGAGCAGGGAUUUCUCCGAUCUGAAGAGGACGAGGUCAGCUCUACAGGCCCAGGCCAAGACACCGACCGUGGAAGUCAUGCAGUUCGUAAAACAGGUCGCUGUGGCCACCGUUCCCGACAGCGCGAAGGCCGGCCUCAUUGACGGCCGGCUGGAACAGAUCUAUUCAGACCUGCUGAAGUUAGAGAAGGACAUCCAGACCCGAAUGAGGUCUCCAUUAAAUCGCGCUGCACCCAUCGGAGAUCUGACCGCCAGAAAUAAAGACCAGGAUAGUUUUGUCAUGAUUCUGAAGAAACUGGAGGCUGAGAAAGCAUCGGCUCAAAGGGAAAUGGAGCCCCUGAUAUCCCAGAAACCCCUGGGGCCCACCACGUCCUCGCUGCCGCUGAAACUGAGCAAAGUCAGCAACAAGAUUGACGACAUCACCGCCCUCUCUGAUCUCUACAACAAGAAGGCCACAUCUUCCAUGUUCCUGGAGAAACAGAUCAAGAAGGUGGACAACAUGCUGACGGCGUUCGAGGAUCAGUUGGCUGCAGACACUGGCAUCUUAGAUGAGCCCAACACCAUCCGCAACCACUCCAAACAGCUGCAGACCAUGAGUAAAGAGGUUGCAUCCAAGAAAGAUGACAUCCAGCAGUUGAACCGUGAGCUGGAAGUCACAGAGCAGGCAUGUAGCUCCCUGCAGAAGAGCUUCCAGGAGUAUUGCCCUGAUAUCCGCCACCAAGAGACUGAGGUCAGGCGCUUGAGGAAUCGUUACUCUAACAUCAACAGCCAGCUGCAGCAAAGGGCGACUCUGUUGCAAGAGGCUGUCAAUAAAAAUCAGGAAUUUAACAGUGCCAUCCAGUCACUCACUGCUUUCCUAAUCAAUAUGCCCAAUAACGAAGUUCGGCCUGGUGAAAGUAUGUCACAAAUCUAUGCCAAGCAAAACUCUCAGAUGAGAGCAGUCGAAGACAUCAAGAGAAAGCAGGAUGAUGUAAACCGUGUGGUGAAACUUUCUCGUGAAGUGCAGGGUGUUCUUAACGAGUAUGAGCUGAAUUCAAACAAAUACCGCAGUGCAUUGGGAAAACCAGAAAUAAACACAAAAAUAUUAGAUUACAUCACCCUGGCUGAAGCUGUGCAGAAGAAGGAAAGGGAUGUUGUGAACCUUUACUCUGAAGUAUCAGCACAGAAUAAUCAACAACUGAAUCAAGUGAUCUUGGCCAAGGACCUCAUCAACAAGAAUGAUGAAAUUGUGAGCCAUGUGGUGGUGAGGCAGCAACUUCAGAUGCAAAGUCAGCAGAGAGACAUGGACGAAGUUGACAGUCUGAAGCGAGAGCUGGCUGAGGAAAUAUCUCGCCGCAGUCAUGCUGAGAAUGAUUUAGCCACCUACAGGAAACGGAUGGUGUCCCUGAAGAGUCGGAGAGGUGUGGAGCGAGUGGAAGAAAAGGAAACUGUGCAUUACUACCGUGAUCCGAAGCUGGAGGCAGACUUGGAAGCAUUGAAGAGGAGGACAACCGAAGAGUUCCAUAAACGAUCCCAAUUGCACACAGAAAUUGAGAUUGUAAACAAAAAAAUGGUCAGUCAUGAACGAGAGAUUAUCGACGUGAAGCCCAAGCUGGUGACAAAGGUGUUUACAGAAAUUGAGCGUGAUCCCAAAUUGGACGUUGAAGCUGCGAGGAUCAGGGAGCUCAUACUCAAACUAAAGGAGGAAAUUCGAGUGCACAAGAGUGAAACGGUACAGAUGAGAACGGAAGUUACUGUCUUGGAGACCAAGAGGCCAGUAAUAAAAGAGAAAGUGGUCCUGAAAGAGGUUUUGAAGCUGGAAAAAGACCCCGAAAUGCAGAAAGCUGUGAUUACCUUGAAGAACGAGAUCUCGGAUGAGGGUAUCAGAUGCCAGAACCUGAAUGAUCAGAUAUUCCAGAUUAGGAGUCAGAUCAAUAAUCUGGAGAGGAUUAUUCCAACUAUACAACCGAAAACUGUCAUCAAAGAGUUGAAAAGGGUUGAGCAAGAUGCUGAUCUCCUACAGGAGUCCAAGACCCUCCGUGUACACCUGGAAGAGCUCAUCCGAGAAUACAGUAUUUUGAUGAAAGAGUUCUCCAGCCUUCAGCUCCGCUACAGCCAAGUGGAGACCAUCAAACAAAAGACAGAGUUUAAUGAGAUCAUCCAUGAGAUCUUUAGAAUUGACCCUGAGACAGAAGUGGAACUGAGACGGCUGAGAAACGAGCUUCUUGAAAUAAGCAAACGGCGUACUAGCAUCGAGAAUGAGAUCAACGUGAUCAUGGUGGAUCUAAAGACUCUGCGUGCCGAGAAGCCCAAGGUUGAACUGAAGGAGAUGACUCGAGAGGUGGUGAAAGAAGAGAGGAGUCCUGAAAUUGUCAAAGAAAUUAAGAGGUUGAAUGAGCAGCUCACCAUUUUGAGAACCAACUAUGACUCCACUAUGAAUCGGGUGAUACGUCUACGCAAGGACAGGGAUGAGUGGAAGGCCGAAAGAUCAAAGGUGGAGACCAAAGUGGUGACCAAAGAAUUGAUAAGGUACGAAAAUGACCCUCUUCUGGAGAAGGAAGCUGAACGUCUCAGGAGGGAAGUACGUGAGGAAGUUCAGCGUCGUCGAACAGUGGAGGAGAAUGUGUUUGACCUUCAAAACAAGUAUAUUGUGCUGGAGAGACAGAAACCAGAGGAAAGGGUUGUGGUACAAGAAAUUGUGCGCCUCCAGACAGAUCCCAGUCAGAUUCUGGCCCACGAAAGAUUAGUCAAGACUUUGGAAGAGACCAUCAAGGGUCGUCGGCAGUUUGAACUGGAGGUGCAGCAGAUGAGAUCUCUAGUCCUGGAGCUGGAGAAGAAGCUAGAGCUCGUGGAUCGGCAGAAGAAGAUCCUAGUAGAGACAGAGCUGAGACAAAUCAAGGCUAGAAUAUAUGAACUUGAAACUUGUCCAACGCCUGUUGAGGAAAAGAUUGUUAUAGAGGAGGUUUUGAAAGUUGAGAGAGACCCUACAGUCGACAAACUAAUCACUGACCUUCGUACUACCCUGGAAAACGAGAGUGCCAGCUUUACCCGCCUGGAGAGAGAUAUUCGAAACCUCAAAAUCAGGAUAGAGUCCCUGACCAAAGAGAAAUCUGUGGAGAGGGUCAUCCACAAAGAGGUUAUCAGGGUUGAGAAGGACCAAGCGGUGGAGUCGGAGAGAGAAAACCUUACAGCUCAACUCACCCAGUUGAAGAAUGCUAGAGCCCUCAAAGAUGAAGAACUUCUGCGACUCAACAACAAAAUAACUCGUAUUGAGACAACCAGAACAAAUUUCUCUCAAGAAGAGACCACCUUGUUUGUAUACAAGGAUAGAAUCAAGAAAGAGCAAAACGAACUUCUCCAGGAGUUGAGAAGACUGGAGUCUCUAAAGCAGGAGAUCACCAUAACUUUCCAACAUCAAUCCAAACUCUUGAGUGAGAGGAACCAAGUCAGCAGGCAAAAGACCAUCAAGCUGGAGUCUGAGCUCCAGCGUCUGGAGAGAGAAAUCCUGGAAGUGAAAGAGCUUAUCAACCAGCGGGAAAUUACUAUCAUGGACCUCCAGAAACAAGCAAAGGCAGCGCAACAUACAGAGACAAACACCAUAGCGACCAACGUCUCCACCAAAAUCACCAUUCUGGACCCAGAGACCGGCAAGGACAUGUCCCCCUAUGAUGCCUAUCUUGAGGGUCUGAUUGAUCGCAAUCAGUACAUCCACCUCCAAGAGCUUGAGUGUAGCUGGGAGGAAAUCAUAACCACCGGUCCUGAAGGUGAGACCACUCUUCUGCAGGAUCGUAAAAGCGGAAAGCAGUACUCCAUCAGUACGGCCCUGCAAAAUGGCAGACUGACCCAGUAUGAACUUCAGCGCUACAGAGAGGGCAAAAUGACCAUUUCAGAGUUUGCUCUUCUGGUUGCAGGGGAAAAGAAAACGAAGUCCUUCCCUCCUCUAAGUACAACACAAACAACAACUGUUCAGACACUCGCUCCAACAAACUCCUCCACAUUGACACGCCGCUUAUCCUACUCCAGCAAUGGCAACUUGAACUCGCUGGUAAUCGCCAGUGGAGAUGAGCUCUUCCCAAUUUCUGGUGUCUUAGAUGUCACCACAGACAGCCGCAUGUCUGUACGAAGUGCCCUAACGCGCAAACUGAUUGAUCAAGACACAUCUAUAAGGCUUCUGGAAGCUCAGGCCGCCACCGGAGGUAUUGUGGACCUGAACAAGAAGGACAAGCUCUCCAUUCACAAGGCGGCAGAGCGUGGAUUGAUCGAUUCGAGCCAGCUUCACAAACUCCUCAGUGCCCAGAAGGCCUUUACUGGUUUUGAAGACCCCGUGUCCAAAGAGCGAAUGUCAGUGGGAGAAGCCGCCCGCAGGGGAUGGAUCCCCAACGACAGUGCUGUGUGGUUCAUGGAGGCACAGGUGCUGACUGGCGGACUGGUAGACCCAAAACGUGCAGGUCGCAUCGACAUGCAGAAUGCCGUCGAUACAAAACUGAUCGACGCAUCCAUGGCCAAGCAACUUCAGGAUGAUUCCGCCUUUGUGAAGAACGUGAUCGACCCCAUCAAGAAGGAAAAGAUCACGUAUAAGGAGGCCAUGGCUCGGUGCAAGAGGGACCACACCACAGGGCUGCUCCUGCUCCCAGCUGCCUCGACUGACACUGUUGACACUUCAUCCUACUCCAGCUACAAAUUCUCCACAAGAUAAAGACAACACGCAAGUGUGAAAAAACUGAUUUAAGUUCUACAUAGCAAGGGACUUCUGAUUCUCUGGAUUUUUUCAUAAACAUAUACAAAAUAAUCUCUGGAGCCUCUCAUACUUUUACUGUUUUAUAUUUUCCUGUCUUUGUUUUUAACAUAAUCUUUCAGUUACUCAUUAUUUUCUGGUUUAUCUUGAUGAAUGGGCUGCUGAAUUGCUUUUUGAACUUCAUAUAUAAUAAAAGGUCCUGUUUCAUAUAUACCCAAA